UCGCUGCGUGUUUUGAAGCGGGGAAGCGACGCGAUCUUAUUGUGUGUUCUGGUGACGCGUAACGGAAUGUCCAAUCUCGCAAAAGAGGUUCAAUUGAACAAAGCAUCCUUGGAGCUCAGGGCCAUCGCGGCGAGCACAUUCACACAUCCAUGCGUCACGUCGUUCAUACCGAAGGCAGACGCGUUUCAUUGGCCGGAGGACAGCGCUCGGGACGGGAGGGGCUUGGAUCCGGAGCGCAUAGUAAUAUCUCAUUCAUAAAUUACACAGGACGCUAGAGUAGAGCACUACUGUCUGCUGAGGGAAACCGGCCAGUAUUGGAACAAUGCACUCAAUAAGAAAUUUCUUCUGCGGCCAGUGGAGCUCUUCUGCCCGUCUUGACGACAAAACAAUCAUAAUCACGGGAGCUAACACAGGCAUCGGCAAAGAGACGGCGAGAGACCUCGCAAAAAGAGGGGCUCGAGUCAUCCUGGCCUGUCGAGAUCUGGAAAAGGCCGAGGCAGCCAGAAAAGAACUAAUAGAGGAUUCCGGAAACCGAAACAUUGUGGCCAACAAACUUGAUUUGUCAAACACCAAAUCCGUCAGAGAUUUCGCAGAGCUCGUAAACAAGGAGGAAAAGCGAGUCGACAUCCUGAUCAAUAAUGCUGGAAUCAUGAUGUGCCCGUAUUCAAAAACGGCAGAUGGCUUUGAGAUGCAGUUCGGCGUAAACCAUUUAGGUCAUUUUCUGCUCACCUACCUUCUGCUUGACCUCUUAAAGAAAUCAUCCCCCUCCAGGAUCAUCAACGUGGCUUCUGUGGCCCAUACGUGGGGCAGCAUCCAUCUAGAUGACAUAAACAGCGAGAAGGGUUACUCUCCACGGAGGGCUUACGGCCAGAGCAAACUAGCCAACAUCCUCUGCACACGCUCCCUGGCUAAAAGACUGCAGGGCAGUGGCGUGACUGUGUACUCCCUCCAUCCCGGGGUGGUGCAAUCAGAGCUGUUCAGGAACCUCAGCAAGCCUGUACAGAUAGCAGUCAAGGUCUUCAGCCCCUUCACCAAGUCCACUGUUCAGGGGGCCCAGACCACCAUCUACUGCGCUGUGGAGCCCAAGCUGGACAACGAGAGCGGAGGAUAUUACAGGUACAGAACAGUUAUUUCAUUCGAAUUUUUAAUCCAGUUUACUCGCACACAAAAUGCGCACCAUUUUCAUUUUUUUUUUUUAAAUAUUAAGUGUGUGAAACGUAUGGUGUGCGCUCAUUAAGACAAUGUCAUUCAUAAAGCCUGAGAAUCUGCUUUGUUUCCAGCGACUGUGCUCCAGCGCAGUGCUCAAGAGAAGCUUUAGAUGAUGAAAUGGCUCAGAAACUCUGGGAGCUCAGCUGUCAGAUGCUUGGCAUUACUUGGGACUGAUGGAGCAAUCCUCUCAGUGAUACCGUUAUAAAAGCGGAAUAAAAGCUUUUGGACUAAUGUCGUAGAUAAUGGAAACUAGAGUAUAUACAAUGCAUGAAUGAAUGCGCUAUGUUUUAUAUUGUACACCGAAUACUCUUUUUAAUACACUUGGCUAUUUUAUUAUCAUUUCGAUUGACAUAAUGAACUGCUUUGGAUUUCAAAUGUAUUUUGGUCUAUUAAAUGCUUUAUCUUUUA
Molecule: messenger RNA, 1617 nt
Organism: Puntigrus tetrazona (Sumatra barb)
Lineage: Eukaryota; Metazoa; Chordata; Actinopteri; Cypriniformes; Cyprinidae
Exons: 6
Coding region: 323-1237 (304 amino acids)
Source: RefSeq, a predicted model, not a curated record